This is a messenger RNA of Prorocentrum cordatum, 1308 nucleotides long. Lineage: Eukaryota; Dinophyceae; Prorocentrales; Prorocentraceae. The record is from the annotation of a GenBank genome assembly.
AUGUCCUGGAUGCUCUUCGCGCUGGCCGCCCACCACCUCGCUGCCCCUCUCCUUGAGCGCCUCGGCCAGCUCCGCGAACGCCCAGAUGUACGAUCCAGCCGCUCCAGCGGCGUCGCUGGCAUGACGCUCCACGGUGCGCGGAGCGGGACGUGGCAGGAUACCUCGAUUAGCUUCGCGUCGAUCAUGAGCAGUGCCUCGAAUACAUUGUCGAGUGACCAGAGCGGCUGCCACGCCCGACCCACGGUGGCCCACUCGUUGAAGAAGUACUUGGUGCCGCUGAUGCCCUCGAGCAGCAUGAGGGCCCGAGUGAACUGCCUGGCAAACGGACUGGCCGAGAUCGUGAGCCUCCCGUCUUCGUCGAUUUGCGAGGACGUCCUGAACUUGAUAUUCUCGGUGGUCCUCAGCUCCGUGACCAGCUCGCGCUUGGUGACGUUCUGCUCGCCCGGCGCGCCGCCGCGCGCGCGCGCGCCGAGCGCCGCGUGGGCGGCCACGCUCCGCGUGCGCUCGGCCGGGGUCGCUCGCAGCCCCGCGGGGGGCUCCGGCAUGCCCGGGGUCCUGGCGUCGCAGGCCAUGGCCCCGAACGAGGCGGUGUUCAUCGUGGGCACGUGGCAGUGCAGCAGCUACGAGGGCUACGGCGAGUCGUUCCGCUUCGCUGGGGCGCGGGACGCGCCUGGGGUCACCACCGAUUCCUUGUGCAGGCGCGGGCCGCACAUCGUCGCGCUGGACGCCCUGGAGUUCCCAGGUCUGCAGAUCGUGGGGGGAUCCCUGCCAUUGCUGGACGAGACAGCUUUCAUACAGCUUGAGGUGAACCCGAACGGGGACGAGUGCCUGCGGACGGGUGGCUUGCGCAGGAUUCGUCCUCUUGACGUGCUUGCGAACCAGAAGGAGUGCGAGAGCAGCCUGGAGACCAACGGCUCCGCCCUGGAAUGCAACUCGGCCUACAUCCCCCUGCUCAAAGAUGCUGCGUUGAAGUGCGUCUGGGACAUUCCACGCGGGUCGUGUAUGUCGGUGAGGAGAAGGCCUUGCUCCCACAACGCGGAUCUGGACUACUCCUUCUCCGAGAAUUGGGACCAGCAGGCGGACCGCCUCUGGCUGGGGCCCGACUGGUUCGCCAACAACGCCCAGGAUUGGCGCAUCAGGGGCGGGCGCGUGGAGUGCAUCAACAGCAACCCCGCGGUGGCCGGCCGCACUGCGCACCUGCUGACGCAGACGGUCCCGGAGUCGCAGUGGCACUUCUCCAUCCGGGGCUCACGGUCGGCAUGGUGGAGCCCGGGCCCCUGGUGCCCCGAGCCUUCGCGGGGGCGCUGA